This is a messenger RNA of Oikopleura dioica, 267 nucleotides long. NCBI's taxonomy places the organism in Eukaryota, Metazoa, Chordata, Appendicularia, Copelata, Oikopleuridae. The record is from the annotation of a GenBank genome assembly.
AUGAAUUUUCUCAAAUUGCUCAGCUUCUUGACUCUUGUCGCGGCAAACCCAUACGAAGACUUCCGAAAGCGACAGUCUUCAAGUCCUGUGGAUAUGUUUAUGUCACAAAAAAGAGAUAUUGGAAAUACAAUGUACGAGUAUAUGCUAAAUAAUGGUGUCGAAAAACGAAUGUCGAAAUGGAUGAGAAACAAGCUCGCAAGACCGCGACGAGAAUCUCGCAAUAUCCAAAGAACGGAGCUUCCGAAAUUCCCGAUGCUCAUGGGCUAA